Molecule: messenger RNA, 435 nt
Organism: Plasmodium malariae
Lineage: Eukaryota; Apicomplexa; Aconoidasida; Haemosporida; Plasmodiidae
Product: conserved Plasmodium protein, unknown function
Exons: 1
Coding region: 1-435 (144 amino acids)
Source: RefSeq, a predicted model, not a curated record
AUGGGCGCACAAUUUUUUUUUUAUAUACUCAUCCUAUUUUUUGCAUUUAAUUCGGGAAAAGGUGCUGCAGAUACGAUAAGUGAUAGCUACAAGAAUAAUUUGAAUUACAAUGUGGAUUUAUCAUCUUUUAAAAAUAUAUCAAAGAAGAUGGAAUUUAAUAAUUUAAAAAAACUUCUUUUGACAAAAAACAUUUUGAAGGGUAUAGGAACUAUAAUGAUGAUAAUGUUUUCUGUAUUUGUAAUUUUAGACAAGAUUUCACAUUCUAAAGAAUUAGAAAAUUAUAGAAAAAGGGAGGAAGAUUUAACAAGUCGAUUAAAGUCAGCAGAAAAUGAUAUGUUAUUAUCUAGGGAGGAUUAUGGUAAGAAGGUUGAAGAAAUUCAAAGUGUAAUUAAUAAAAUAAUUUUUCAUACUCUAAAUAAUAAAAAUAUCAGUUAA